AGUGGAGGAAGUCAUGCUACCCCGCAGAGUUGGCGUGUAUUCUAGAUUCAUCCCGGCACCACCAUGUCGAAGAUUUCCUUUAAGAUCAUGCUGACAUCUGACCCGAUGUCUGAUGCCAUACAAAGUACUCUGUGUUCCUGAAAGUACACCUUUCACAGCAGUCUUAAAGUUUGCAGCCGAAGAAUUUAAAGUUCAUGCUGCAACAAGUGCAGUUAUUACCAAUGAUAGAAUAGGAAUAAAUCUUGCACAGACUGCUGGAAAUGUUUUUCUAAAACAGGGUUUAGAACUGCGGAUUAUUCCUAGAGAUCAUGUUGGAAGUUGUGAAUAUCUACUACCUGGGCCGGGCGCG
Mandrillus leucophaeus (drill) is the source of this 349-nucleotide messenger RNA. Its product is annotated as ubiquitin-fold modifier 1-like. The record is from RefSeq and is a predicted model, not a curated record. The annotation marks the transcript as partial. Gene Ontology annotation, biological process: protein K69-linked ufmylation. NCBI's taxonomy places the organism in Eukaryota, Metazoa, Chordata, Mammalia, Primates, Cercopithecidae. The transcript has a single exon. Gene Ontology annotation, cellular component: nucleus; cytoplasm.